AUGGACGCUCAAUACCUUUCAGCUUUAGAGGAAACUUUAAAGCAAAUUCAAACCCCUGACUCUAAUGUCAUUAAACAAGCCACUAAGAGAUUAAAUAGUGAAUUGUUAACCAAUAGUUUGGCAUUACCAGCUUUAAUUCAUAUUUUACAAAACUCUAGUGAUGAAACUUCUAGACAAUUGGCAGCUGUUGAAGCCAGAAAGAUUGCUAUCAAUAGUUGGGAUAAAGUUGAUGCUCAAUUAAAACCAGAAAUUAGAAAUACUUUACUUAAUAGUACUUUUAAUGAACCAGUACAACGUAUUAGACAUUCAUCAGCUAGAAUCAUUUCUGCUAUUAGUGAAAUCGAUUUAGAUAAUGGUGAAUGGUCUGAUUUAUUACCAAAUUUAGUUAAUGCUAUCGAAGGUUCUGAUUCUCAAGUUAAAGAAACUGCCGUUUUCACCUUGUACACUAUUUUAGAAACUCAAGUUCCUGCUUUACUCGAACACGUUCCAGGUUUCUUGAAAUUAUUCUCUCAAUUAUUAGCUGAUCCAUCUUCAAGAGAAAUUAGAGUUAAUGCUGUUUUAUCUUUAGACGUUCUUUCUCAAUUUAUCGAACAAGAUGCUGAAAUUGAUGCUCAACAAGCUCAACAAUUUAAAACCACCAUCCCAGGUAUGGUUGAUGUUUUGAAAGAUGUUAUUGCUAGCGAUGAUGAUGAAAAAGUUAAAACCGUUUUCAAUGUUUUCAACUCUUUAAUUUUCCUUGAUAAUAAAUUAGUUGGUGAACAUUUAACCGGUUUGAUUCAGUUCAUUGCUGAAAUCUCUGCUAACACUCAAUUAAAUGAAGAAUACAGAGUUUUCGGUUUGCAAUUCUUAAUUUCUUGCGUUUCCAUGAAAAAAUCUAAAAUCAUCUCUAAUAAAUUAGGUCCUCAAAUUACCUUAAUCGCUGCCCGUAUCGCAUCUGAACCAAUUGAUAUUGAAGAUGAAUUAAAUAAUGAAGACGAAGAAAACGAAAAUGAAGAAAACUCUCCACCAAACUUGGCCUUAAGAUUGGUUGCCAUCUUAUCUGCUGAAUUACCACCAUCUCAAACCAUUACCCCAUUCUUCGAAAACUUAAGCAGUAUGUUAUCUUCUUCAAAUCAAUUCGAAAGAAGAGCUGCUUUAUUAAUCAUUGGUGUUGCUUCUAGUGGUGCCCCAGAUUACUUUUCUACUCAAAUUGGUAAGAUUAUCCCAGUUUUAAGUGAAGGUUUGAAAGACUCCGAAAGUAUUGUUCGUGUUGCUGCUUUAAAAUCUUUAUCUCAAUUAACUUCUGAGUUACAAGAUAUAGUUGCUGAACACCACGAAGUUUUAUUACCUUUAAUCAUCAACAUUAUCGAUAAUGCUACUUCUGUCAUGACCUACAAAAACGCUUGCUAUGCUUUAGACGGUUUGAUUGAAUUCAUGAGUUUUGAAUCUAUUAGUAAAUACGUUGAACCUUUAAUGAAUAAAUUAUUCGGCAUGUUACAACAAGCUAACUCUUCUUCAUUAAGAGCUGCCAUUGUUUCCGCCAUUGGUUCUACUGCCUUUGCCUCUGGUAAGUCUUUCCAACCAUUUUUCGAUACUUCAAUUCAAUUAUUGGAACCAUUCGUUUCAAAUGUUACCGAAACUGAAGGUAUGUCUGAAGAAGAUAUCGAAUUAAGGGCUUUAACUUUCGAAAACAUUUCAACCAUGGCCAGAGCUGUUGGUUCCGGUAACUUUUCCAACUAUGCUACUCCAUUGGUUGAUGCUGCUUAUAUCUCUUUACAAUCUAGUGUUUCCAGAAUCAGAGAAUCUGGUUUCGCUUUUAUUUCCAACAUGGCUAAAGUUUAUGGGUCAGAAUUUGCUGGUUUCUUGGACAAGAUCGUACCUGAAAUUUUUAAAUGUUUGGAACAAGAAGAAUUUACUUUCAACGUUGAAGGUGAUGAUGCUGAAGAUGAAGAUGAAGAAGAAGAUUUAGACAAUAAAUUCCACGUUCACACUGGUAUUACCAUCGAGAAAGAAAUUGCUUCCGUUGCUUUAUCUGAAUUAGCUCUUGGUACCGGUAAAGCCUUUGCUAAAUAUGUCGAACCUUCUAUCAAAUCCUUAGCUGAUCAAAUUGAAAAUUCAUACGGUAUGAGAGAAGCUUCUUUGAAUGCUCUUUGGAAGAUUGUUAAAGCUAUGUUUGUUGCCUCAUACGGUGAAAAGAAAGCACCAAAAGGUGUUCCACAAUCAUCUUACGUUGAAGCAGAUGUUUUACAAUUAAUUAAACAAGUUAGAGAAAUUACUAUCCAAAACUUAGGUGAAGAAUUUGAAUUGACCAUGGUUGCAUGUAUUUUAGAUAACUUUUCUGAUGCAAUCAAUUCAUUGGGUCCAAUUGCUGUCAUUGACAAUGCUUCUGAAACUGAACAAUUAGAAAACUUGUGUGUUCAAUUAAUGAACAUCUUGAAGAAAGAACACCCUUGUCAAGCUGAAGAAUUCGAAGAAGAAGAAAUUGAAGAAGAAGAAGCUUCCGAGACUGAUGCUUUAUUAUUUGAAUCUGCUCUUGAAGUUUUAAUUAGCUUGGCUACUAGCUUAGAAGGUGAUUUCAAUAAGGUUUUCACUUCUUUCAAAGAUGUUAUUUCUUCAAAUGUUAAUAGCAAGUCUAAAAACAUGAGAGUUAGUGCCAUUGGUGCUUUAGCUGAAAUUUCUGCUGGUGUUAAAUCUUCUAACCCAUACUCUCAAGAAUUAUUGGAAGUUUUCAGUGAAAGAUUAUCUAAUGACAAAUCCUUGGAUGUUAAAGGAAACUCUGCUUACGGUAUUGGUAUUGUUAUUGAAAAUUCUGACGUUGAUUUCUCUUCUGCUUACCCAUCAAUCUUAAACUUAUUAUUUGAUUUAUUAGGUAAAACUGAUAAACAAGCUGGUAAUGUUGAUGCCGAUGAUGAAGAAACUCAAGAAGUUGUCAACAGAUCUUAUGCCAACGCUUGUGGUUGUGUUGCUAGAUUAGCUUUGAAAAACGAAGCUGCUGUUCCAUUAGAACACGUUAUUCAACCAUUAUUAAGUCAUUUACCUUUAAAGACUGCCCUUGAAGAAAAUGUUCCAAUUUUCAAAUUGAUCAUUAAAUUAUUUGAAAAAGAUGACCAAUUAAUCAACUCUCAAGUUGAAGCUGUUGUGAAUAUCUUUGCCGAAGCUUUCACCAAAGAAUUUGAAAGAAUCAAAUUAUUAGAAGGAUCUACUUUAGGUAGAGAAGAAAACCUCGACAGAUUGAAACAAUUCCAAAACGAUGAAUUGAAACAACAAGUCAUCAAUUUAUUGAAAUUCUUAGAUCAAAAAUUCGGCGGUGCCAUUAGCUCCAAUGAAGUCUUGAAAUCUGUCAUUGCAUAAAUGAGUCAAAAGAAGUAUUUCUUUUAAACUUAUUAAUUGAACGAAUAAUCAAAAAAUUAAAAAUGUUAAAAAAAAAAAAAAAAUAGAUUAUUAAACUUUAUAUAAUCAUUUCC
Messenger RNA from Hyphopichia burtonii NRRL Y-1933, 3443 nucleotides. RefSeq lists its product as uncharacterized. Gene Ontology annotation, molecular function: nuclear import signal receptor activity; small GTPase binding. NCBI's taxonomy places the organism in Eukaryota, Fungi, Ascomycota, Pichiomycetes, Serinales, Debaryomycetaceae. The record is from RefSeq and is a predicted model, not a curated record. Gene Ontology annotation, cellular component: cytoplasm; nucleus. The coding region runs from base 1 to 3330 and encodes 1109 amino acids. Gene Ontology annotation, biological process: protein import into nucleus. The transcript has a single exon.